Molecule: messenger RNA, 2586 nt
Organism: Ipomoea nil (Japanese morning glory)
Lineage: Eukaryota; Viridiplantae; Streptophyta; Magnoliopsida; Solanales; Convolvulaceae
Product: TMV resistance protein N-like
Exons: 6
Coding region: 62-2401 (779 amino acids)
Biological process (GO): signal transduction; defense response
Molecular function (GO): ADP binding
Source: RefSeq, a predicted model, not a curated record
AGUGCAUUGAGUUGCGUACAGCAAAUCCAGUUUUGCUGCCAUAGCUUUCUUCACCAUUGCAAUGGAGCAACCUUCUUUUGUGUCUUCAUGUGGUUCCACCUAUGAUGUUUUCUUGAGUUUCAGAGGAGAAGACGUUCGCAAGAAUUUCGUUGACCAUCUCUACACUGCGAUGCAGCAAAGAGGGAUUUACACUUUCAAAGACGAGGAGAAGCUGGAAAGGGGAAAGUCCAUCUCGCCCGCACUUGAGAAGGCAAUUGAAGAAUCGUCCAUGGCGGUCGUCGUCUUCUCCGAGCACUACGCUGAUUCUUCAUGGUGUUUGGAGGAACUGGUGAAAAUCAUGGAGUGUAUGAAGGUAAAAGGUCAGACGGUUGUUCCCAUUUUCUAUGGCGUGGAUCCUUCGACUGUGAGGAAACAGAAGGGAAAGUAUGGAGAAGCCUUUGAAGGACACGAGAAGAGCUUUGAGAAAGAAGGAGAAAAGGUGAAGAAAUGGAGGAAAGUGCUGGAGGAUGUAUCCAAUUUGUCGGGUUGGGAUCUGAACAACACUGAAAAUGGGCAUGAAGCAAAGUUCAUCCAGAGAAUUGUUAAAGAUAUCAUUACUAAAAUGGGUUCAACAAGGACAAUUGAUGAUCAGAUACUGGUUGGGAUAGAGGCUCGUAUGCAGAAACUGUAUCGAUUGAUAGGCUUAGAGUCUAAUGAGGUUCGCUUUAUUGGAAUACAUGGGAUGAGCGGGAUUGGAAAGACAACUAUUGCAAGAUCUGUGUAUGAGAAGUUCUCAAAAGAAUUCGAAGGUUGUAGUUUUAUUCAUGAAGUUAGAAGUGAGUCAGGCAAACAUGGUGUGGUGCACUUGCAACAGAAACUUGUAUCUAAGAUUCUUUCAGUAAAAGAUUUGAAAAUAGACAAUGUGUUUGAAGGAAAAAUGAUGAUACGGCAAAGGCUGCAUUGCAAAAGAGUGCUUAUUGUGCUUGAUGAUGUUGAUCACAGGGAUCAAUUGGAAUCAUUGGCUGGAAACAGUGAUUGGUUCGGUGCUGGAAGUAGAAUCAUCAUAACAACCAAGGAUAAGCACUUGCUUAUUAGCCAUAAAGUGAACAUUAUGAAAUACUACAAAAUGAGAGUGCUAGAGGAAGCUGAAAGCUUUCAACUCUUUAGGCAGCAUGCAUUUAAUAAACAGCUACCGUUGCUACCUACCAAGGAAUUUGAGGUGCUCGAAGCUCAAGUGGUACACUAUGCUGGAGGCCUUCCGUUGGCUCUUAAAGUUUUUGGGUCUCUCCUAUAUGGCAGAGAUAUUGAUGAAUGGAGAAGUGAAGUUGCCCGACUUAAGGAAAUCCCAGAAGAUGAGAUUUUAGAGAAACUUAAAGAAAUGGGGUGGUCUAUUGUUCGCCAAGAAGCUUCAGAUGAUCCAAAAAGAUAUAGCAGGUUGUGGCUACCUCAGGAUAUUUCUCAACUACUUACCGGAAGUGAGGGUACAGAAAACAUCAAAGGUAUAGCAUUCAACUUGAAGGUUGCAACAGAUGUGAAAGUUAGUAGUGAGGCCUUCACACACAUGACCAAGCUAAGACUUCUCAAAUUUCACAAUGCAAAUGCUUCUCAUGCCCCUAAUUUUCUCCCUGGCGAGUUAAGGUGGCUAGAUUGGCAUGGAUAUCCUUCAAAAAGUUUGCCUGCUACUUUCCAGGGACAAAAACUUGUUUCUCUUAAAAUGCAAUCCAGCCGUAUCAUACAACUUUGGAAAGGAUUCAAGGUCCUGGACUAUUUGAAAUUCAUGAAUCUGAGCCACUCUCAGAAAUUAAUUAGGACUCCAGAUUUCACAGGAAUCCCAAAUCUUGAAACAUUGAUUCUAGAACAGUGUACAAGUUUGGUAGAGAUCCAUGCUUCUGCUGGAUUUCUCAAGAACCUUGUUUCACUUAACAUUAAGCGCUGUGUAAAUCUAAAGAGGCUUCCCGAAAGCAUUCAUUCUGAAAAGCUGGAGACAAUGAUCCUUUCAGGCUGCUUGAAACUUGAAAAUUUUCCAAAAAUUGCAUCUCCCAUGGAUUGCUUGUUAGAAGUACAUGCUGAGGCUACUGCUAUAAGAGAAGUGCCAUCAUCAAUCGAGUGCAUCACAAACCUGAGGUUAAUAGAUGUAAGCAAUUGCAAACAUCUUGCAAGCCUUCCAAGUAGCAUUUGUAGAUUGAAAAGUCUGAAAGUUGUGAUUCUCUCUGGUUGUUCCAAGUUUGAGAAAUUACCAGAUGAAUUGGGAGAAAUGGAAUGCUUAGAAGAGCUGUACUGUGACAAGACAGCGAUCCAAGAGCUACCAUCCUCCAUUUCACUUCUCAAGAAACUUGUUUCACUUAACCUUAUGCACUGUGUAAAUCUGAAGAGGCUUCCCGAAAGCAUUCAUUUAGAAAAGCUUGAGACAAUGAUCCUUUAGGCUGCUUGAAACUCGAAAAUUUUCCACAAGUUGCAGGUCCCAUGGCUUGCUUGUUAGAAGUACAUGCUGAGGCUACUGCUAUAAGAGAAGUGCCAUCAUCAAUCGAAUGCCUCACAAACCUAAUGUUAAUAGAUCUAAGCAAUUGCAAGCAUCUUGCAAGCCUUCCAAGUAGCAUUUGUAGAUUG